Messenger RNA from Symbiodinium natans, 1449 nucleotides. The record is from the annotation of a GenBank genome assembly. Lineage: Eukaryota; Dinophyceae; Suessiales; Symbiodiniaceae.
AUGGCGGGUGGGCUACCGUCCGGUACUCCGGGCAGCAGGUCGGCUUUCGAGUCCAUCAUGCUGCUGCUUGCUGCUGGCAUUGGUUCUGGUGUCAUGGUGCUCCCUCGAGCUAUGGCAGCUGUGGGGGUCCCCUUGAUGACAUUGAUGUUUGUCUUCGGCUGGUUGAUCUCGUCCUUGACGACAUGGAUUCUCUUUCGUGCCGUGGCAGACUCGAGGAGCCAACCUGAGUCAAUCAUGACCAUCUCAUCCCGGCUCCUCAGCGGCUCGACACCCAACAUGCUCGGCCUCAUCUCGCCCCAGGCGCUGGGCUCGGAGCUGGACCCGCAUGAUCCGCACGAUCCGCAUGCCCCGUUUCUGUCACCUGGAGGGGGUGCACACAGUGUGCUGGAGCGGAAGCGGAGCACGUCCGUCUACGACUACAAAGACCGCAAGCGCACGAAAGAGACGGCUCGACCGACCUUGUCCUUGCCUUUGCCUGGGCCUUCCUACGGAGACUUGCUGGCAAUGGUGUGGAUUCCGAAGAUGAUGGUUUUCUUGGACUUAGUGCUGCUAGUACACCAGCAGCUGGCUUUGACAGUCUACUUCUUGUUCAUUUCUCAGUUUGUGGCCAAGCUUCCGUACCUUUCGGACUGCCCUCGAGACCUAUUCAUCCUGCUCAUCUCGGUGCCAGCCACGAAGCUGGCGCAGCUAGAGUCGAUUGGAGGUCUGGCAAGGUUUGCAAGCAUCAGCCCAGCCGUUCUGCUGUUCAUGAUGUGUGGAAUCUUCUGGCGAUGGCUUUUUCCGGACAACAUGGCCCCGGCAGACUUCUCGCAUGGGCCAGAUCCGGCAACGGCUCCCGCAGUGAUGUGCAUUGCAGUUUUCUCGUUCAUGUGGCACACGAAUUGUGUCACUGUGGCGCGUGAGCUACAAGAUCCAUCACCAACCCGAUGUUGUUUGGUGGUUUUCGUGUCGACAACAGUGUUGCUUGCAGCAUACACCUCACUGGCGUUUUUUGGCUACGAGACGUUUGGCCAGAGACUCCGGACAGUCCCCACCAUCAUGAUGCUGUAUUCUGCGAACGAUCCUAUUUUCAUGGUUGUGCGCUUCUUGCUCUCGAUAUCUCUCUUCGUGGCUAUACCACUCAACGUAUAUCCAGUUCGCGAGUCCGUCCUGAGCCUGAUAAGGCAUAACUUCCCCAAGUACCUUGACCGCGUCGUAAAUCACCAGGACUUUCUGAGCAGCAUUCUUGUGGUGCUCCCCGCCAUCCUUGCGAUUAACUUUCCUGAUGUGACGCAGAUCAUCACGGUGAUCGGAGGUUCGCUCGUGUCAUUUUUGAUGAUCGUCUUUCCUGUUUUCAUCGGGGAGCUCGUUCUGCCCAUGUGGGUAGUGUGGAUAUUGCAAGCACUUGCGGUUGUGUUGGUUACGUUUUUGAUUACGGCUUCCCUUGGUCUGUAUGGAAAGCCUGUAUAG